Molecule: messenger RNA, 3042 nt
Organism: Fragaria vesca subsp. vesca
Lineage: Eukaryota; Viridiplantae; Streptophyta; Magnoliopsida; Rosales; Rosaceae
Exons: 8
Coding region: 92-2764 (890 amino acids)
Molecular function (GO): protein binding
Source: RefSeq, a predicted model, not a curated record
AUAAGAAGCCGUAAAAAAACAAAACCUCGACUCAUCUUGAUGUUACAGCGGCCUCUUCUUCUGGGGACGCAAAUCGAGGAUAUCGUGUUUCAUGACCUACUAUUUAUCUUUUGAAGAUAACAUGAAGAGGAAAAGCACAUCUAGCACACCACAGGAUGAAUCCGGUGCUAUUGAUUUGAUUGCACAAGCACCUGGAAAUGAAAGAAAGAGAAGUAAGAAGGAAUGUAAUAGCAUUGACCAGAAUGCUGAACAACAAAAGAAGCAAAGCGACGGAAAUUCGGGGAGCAGGGACAAAUAUGGAGCCGGAAAAAAGCGAAAGAGAGAAAAAUCUAAUAUCACUGGCAAGAGGCAGAAGCUUAGAAAGAAGCAAGCUGGUGGAGUUGUUAAUGGCAUUGAAACAAGUAUUGAGUCCGCUGAUUAUAUCUCACAGUUGCCUGAAGCUGUCAUUCAUCACAUCCUAUCUCUCAUUCGUUGUAGAAAAGGUGCUGCUCGGACCAGUGUGUUGUCUAAGAGGUGGAGGGAUGUAUGGACCACUUUCUCUGUUUUGACAUUUGAUCAACGCAAGUUUCAGAAACCAGAACACGUCCAAGAUAAGAGAAAGAAUGAGAUGUUCAAGGACUUCAUUGAUCGGUCUCUUCUGAGCCACCUUGAGAAAAAUUUAAAUAUACGUAAAUUUGAGCUACAUUUGACCUCCUAUGAUCAAGAAAUGGCGCGUGGUUUGGAACACUGGGUUGGACUUGCAACUGAAAAUAAUAUCAUAAAGGAGCUAGGUCUCCAUAUUCAUACGAGAGGAAGAAAUGUUUACAAUUUUCCCAGGAAAGCGUUUGCUUCAGAUACACUAACUGGAUUAAGGCUGCAGAGCUGCAAACUUGAUCCUAGCUGUGCUAUAAAGCUUCCCCAUCUGCAAAAGCUAUAUUUGCGGGAUUGUAAUGUUGACAAACAGAGAAUGCAGAAUAUUAUUUCCAGCUGUCCUUUGAUUGAGGAUUUGAGACUCAUAUGUUGCACAGGGUUGAAGUUUCUGCAGCUUUUAGGUCUCCUUAAGCUUGAUAGGGUUGAAGUACACCACUGCCGCGGAUUGAAGAAGAUUGAAGUUAAAGCUGCAAAUCUUCAGACAUUUUGGUAUUGUGGAAAGAAUAGAACGGCUUGCAAACUUAUCCUCAGUGGGUGUGAGUCUCUGAAAAGAUUUACACUAGAGGACAAAAAAAUGACAGAUAAUCAGUUUCGUGAACUAUUCUUUGGUUUUCCUCUCCUCGAGAAGCUGGAUCUAAGUAACUGCCUGAAAUUAAAAGAUAUUAGAAUUGCAAGUCAUCGAUUAAACAGAUUAGUCUUGAGGGGUUGUGUGAAUCUACAGGGAGUUGAGAUUGAUACUCCAAAUCUUCUUUCUUUCGAGUAUCAAGGUGAUAAAAAUCAGAAAAUGCCCUUUUCUUUUCUGAAUCCUAUAUGUUUGAAGGAGGCCAAGCUUUCUUUUGGGUCAGCUUCUGCUGGCCAGCUCAAGUUUGAUCACAAUAAAGACGAGCCCAUUUGGUUUAAAAAGUUGCGAGAUUUCCUUGGCAAGUUUGAUCACAAUAGAGGCGUCAAACUGGUUGUCCACACUAUUAAGAAUGUUAUCAUCUACGAAGAUCUAAGAGAAAUGUCACUUCCUCCGGUCUGUGGUCUCAAACUUGAAAUAAUCAAUUCUUCUGUUGGUACUGAAGAACUAUUAAAUAGUACGUUGCAGAAGUGGCACCCAGAGACCUUAUCUAUAGCUUCCCCUUCUAGCAGUGAAUUCACCAAGUUGGUACAUGAGAAGAUGAUGGAGAGUAAGAAGGAUCCAACCUGCUGCACAUCUAAGCAUCCAAACAAUAAAUGUUGGCGGCACUCUUUAAAGGUAGGCAAGAAAGUGAACUUGAAGCGGGCCAAAGGGAAGUCAGGUUGGAUUGCUUGGUUGAAGUCAAAGUUGAAGUCUUGUCCAAAUGACUUACACGAGAUCACUUGUUUUAGUUUAUUAAAAAAAUCUGAUAUGCAUGUGGAUGUUCUUUUGCAAUUGUUACUCGUUUUCUCCAAAUUCUUUGAAUCAAUUCCUGUUGAAUUCAUUGUUGAGAUUUUGUUUUGCUUUGUUCCUUUUUCAUUAACAUUCUGCGUUAGUGGAGCAUCUUAUUUCUCAUCUAUCAAACUUCAAACAUAUUCCGUAAGUUCAUCAAUCCAUAUGGACAGUGGGAAGGACAAUUCAGGUGGGAAGAGGAAGACCAUAAUAUUGGGACCAUGGGGAGGCAACGGUGGAAACGAUUGGGAUGAUGGGCUCUAUAAUGGGGUGAGAGAAAUCACUCUCGUCUAUGGCCAUUGCAUCGACUCCAUUGUUGUAGUAUAUGAUAAGAACGGUAAGCCAGCUACAUCAGAAAAGCAUGGUGGUCUUGGAGGCAAUCGAACAGCCGAGAUAAAGUUGCAGUACCCUGAUGAGUUCCUAGUGAGUGUGAGCGGACACUAUUGUCCGGUGGUGUAUGGUGGCAGCCCGGUGAUCCGGUCACUGAAAUUUGAGAGCAAUAGAAGAACAUUUGGACCAUUUGGAGUUGAAGAAGGCACACCCUUUACUUUCACAGUGGAUGGAGGCAAAAUUGUUGGCUUAAAAGGAAGAGGUGGUUGGUACCUAGAUGCAAUUGGGUUUCACGUAUACCAUGCUCCUAAAGGACAGCUCUUUCGGAGAGUUCAGAAAAGUUUCCGAAGGCUUGCCAGCACGGUCUCAAAACCUCCGGCCACCAAAGAAACCGAAAAGGCUACUCUGCGCUGAUCGGAGUUGAAAACAUAUCUUAUACAUGGCUCUUGCUAGCUUACAAAUGCUGGAUGAAUGAGAGCUCUCAAGUCUCAAGUAGUUCGCCCUUGUGAAUUGUGAUUAUAUGUUAUAUAUAGUGCACUAAACUACUAAAUAAUAAGAGAAAUUCUACGGUAUCUACAUCUUGCUUUGCUUGCAUUUUCAGACAAUUAAUUGUAUCUCUCACAUGCAUCUAGCUAUAUGUCAUCAGCAUUUCAAAUUUUGUUUGCAUAUAUAAUAAGUUCGAACGCAUUGCG